Messenger RNA from Cavenderia fasciculata, 1368 nucleotides. RefSeq lists its product as uncharacterized. The record is from RefSeq and is a predicted model, not a curated record. The coding region runs from base 1 to 1368 and encodes 455 amino acids. The transcript is spliced from 5 exons. Lineage: Eukaryota; Evosea; Eumycetozoa; Acytosteliales; Cavenderiaceae.
AUGUUUGGAACACGUAGUAAUAAUAGUAAUGGUAGCAACCCAUUUAGUGGUGGUGCAGCUGCUUCAAAGACUGGUGGAUUAAAGGAUAUGUUGGCAUUGUAUUCUGCACCAUCAUCUGCUACUACCACUCCAACUACAACACCAAAUACAUCUACUUUUGUACCAUCUUCAUCAUCAAAGCAACAAGAUUCUGCUACUCCAAUAAUAGUAGAAGAAAACAAAGUAGUAGAACAGAUUGUUACAACUGUAGCAGAUGAAAAUAAAACAGACAUUACACCUGUUGUACAACAACAACAACCAUCUGCUAUUACUACACCUGUCAAAUCAACAUCAUCAGUGUCAACAUUGUCAUCUGCUGGUGAUCUAUCAACUUCACCAUUGACUCCACUCAAUCAAAGAGUACUCAACUCUCCACCACAAAGUUCAUCAUCUGACGAAUACGAUGAAGAACAUAUGAAAGUAUUAUCAAGAUCACCAAGUAGUCCUAAUUUUAAAAAUCCAAAAAACAAGGUAUUAAAACAUAAAAGAGUUAGAAAUAUGGUUAAUCAAUUGCCAACUAUUAAAUCUAUGGAUGAUGUUGUAAAACUUCAAGAAGAAAUUACAGAGAAUAGAGACAAGAUUUCCAAUCUUCAACAACAAUUACAAGUUUCUCAAAAGGAAAAAGGAGAUGUUGAGAGUGAAAAGUUGGAAUUGUUGGAAAAGUUGAGAUUGGUAGAGGAAAAGCAAAAAAAUGCCGAUCAAAAGGUAGAAGACAGUAAAGAUAGAUUGGAGGAGAUGACCAAACAACUCAGUACUACCAUUGAAAAUAUGAAUCAAACAUUUGAGGUUAGAUUGGCAUCAGUCACCACUGAAAAAGAACAAUCUGAAAAAUAUAGUUUACAAUCACAAUCAUUACUUCGUGAUCAAUUGUGUCAAUUACAUACUCAAAAUGAAACUUCAAAGAAAAUGGUUGAACAAUUAGAAAAUGAAAGAAAACAACAAAUUGAAAAGAUUCAAAAACAUGAAGAUAAAAUCAAAGAAUUAAAUAGUGAAGUAGAAUCUACAAAAUCAAAUCAUAUGGAUACAGUUCAAGAUUUGGAAUCAACCAAAGAAGCCUUUGGAAAUGUUAAAAAAGAUUUCUUUUAUUCAACAUGUUUGGCAAUUAAACUUAAUCUUGUAAUGCUUGAUAUUCCAAUUAGUAUAAGUACACAAGAUCUUUGGGACGAAGCAGAGUCACAACAAAUUUCACCAAAUAGAUUUGUAGACUUUAUCAAUGAAAAGAUUAAAGCUUCCAUUCCUCCAUCACUUCCACCAUCACCAGUACUUACAUCAACUACUUCAACCAACGCAUCAAAUAAUAAUAAGAAAGUUCAAAAGAAAAAGAAAUAA